UUGUUGCCGGUUUUUAUGAUAUUAAAUUGGAUUUUCUUACAUAAUUUUAACAUGAUUAGGUAAUGCGUAAAAUAUGUGAAGUUAGUGAAAUAAGUUAGGUUAUAUUACAUGCUACCAAGAUAUUCAGAAACGAUUAGCUCGAUUACAGAGGCAUUGAACAGGCAUUAUGUUUAACAUUUUAGGCGUUUUUAGCGGAAUUUAUUGAUUUCGGGCGCAUGUGCUUCGUAAAUAGAUUACAACAGGACUAGAAUAUUCAGUGAUUGUGGUUGUCAACAGCACAUUGGUUAAACAAAAGAGUAAUGGCUGGUGCAGUGUCAGUGAAGCCAUUUACAGUUUUUGUAGAAGGCAAUAUUGGUAGUGGAAAAACUACUUUCUUGAACCAUUUUGCAAGGCCUGACGUUGACUUGUUAUCUGAACCUGUAGAUAUGUGGAGAAAUGUCGAAGGCCACAAUUUACUUGGUUUAAUGUAUGAAAAUCCAUCACGCUGGGGAUUGACAUUCCAAACAUAUGUUCAGUUAACAAUGUUGGAUCUGCAUACACGCACAUCAACCCAUCCUGUGAAGAUGAUGGAACGGUCAAUAUACAGUGCUAGGUAUUGUUUCGUAGAGAAUUUGGCUAGAGAAGAAUUGAUGCCUGCUGCAGACUAUGUUGUUUUGGAUGAGUGGUUUAAGUGGAUCACAUCUCACUUUCAUAUUGGUGGAGAUCUUAUAGUUUACUUGCGCACUUGUCCUGAAGUGGUAUUUGAACGUAUGAAAGCACGUGCACGAGAAGAAGAGAGCUGUGUACCACUCGAAUACUUGAGAAAACUCCAUAAACUACACGAGGACUGGCUUUUAAAUCAGACAAAGUUCUGUUGUCCGGCUCCAGUGAUGGUACUGGAUGCUAACCGUGACCUUAGUGAAAUGGAAGAGGAAUUCCGCAAAUGUGAACCAAUCUUUUCAGCAGCACUGCAAAAAACGUGAAUAUACAAUAGCUUUUUCUGUCAUCUUUACUGGUGGACAUUCCAUUUAAAAAUAUAGAUGGCUGGCAUAUGCAUACCUUCACUUUCAAGGUGAAGGUGAUACAUUCCUACAAAACUAUGUGGGAUCACAAUCCAGAAGAACACAACUAACACAUAUUAUUUAAUUUCACAUCAAAUUCAUUCAAUGCAGGCAUGAUUUGGCCAUCCUUACUGUUCAUGCUGUAGUUUAAAGCAGUGGUAUUCAACCUGGGGUACGAGAAGACAUCUUA
Zootermopsis nevadensis is the source of this 1230-nucleotide messenger RNA. It is a transcript of the gene dnk, whose product is annotated as deoxynucleoside kinase. Gene Ontology annotation, molecular function: ATP binding; deoxynucleoside kinase activity. Gene Ontology annotation, biological process: nucleobase-containing compound metabolic process. The record is from RefSeq and is a predicted model, not a curated record. Gene Ontology annotation, cellular component: mitochondrion; cytoplasm. Lineage: Eukaryota; Metazoa; Arthropoda; Insecta; Blattodea; Termopsidae.